This is a messenger RNA of Didymella exigua CBS 183.55, 864 nucleotides long. RefSeq lists its product as uncharacterized. Lineage: Eukaryota; Fungi; Ascomycota; Dothideomycetes; Pleosporales; Didymellaceae. The transcript has 5 exons. The record is from RefSeq and is a predicted model, not a curated record. Bases 1 to 864 code for a protein of 287 amino acids.
AUGAGGCUGAUCAACGUUGACACCCGGCUACUGGAGGACUAUGUCGGCAACAGCCGUCCCAAUUAUGCCAUCCUAUCACAUACUCGGGAGGAAGAGGAGAUGACCUACGCUCAGGACAUCGGGGGCGAGUUCAAGCAGAUGAAGGGCUUCGGUAAGAUUAAUAUGACUUGCCGCAUAGCCAAAGGGCGGGGCAUAUCGCAUGGCAGUAGUGCGGAGCUGUCUGAAGCCAUCAACUCGAUGUUUCGGUGGUAUCGUGGCGCGCUGGAGUGCUACGCGUAUCUGUCAGAUUUGCACUCUGGGGCGGAUUGGAAAAAGGACUUCCCCCGAUGCCGUUGGUUUACUCAAGGAUGGACAUUCCAGGAGCUGAUUGCUCCUCGCUACCUCUCCUUCCUCGACUCGAUAUGGGAUACGACGAGACGCGGAGACCAUCGCAGCAGAUCAUAUCUAGCUCCACUUCUGUCAAAUAACCAAUUUCGAUCAGAUCGAACAACUACAAAAUUGGAAGACAUGGCGUACUUUUUGCUAGGUAUCUUCGAUGUCAAUAUGCCCCUGUUGUACGGCGAGGGCGAAAAGGCCUUCAUUCGGCUACAGGAAGAGAUAAUGCGAUCAGUGGCCGAUUUGAGUAUUCUCGCAUGGAGUUAUUCACCGCCGCUUUGCAGCACCAGCAAUGACCACCUGCCCUUAACCGUCCACAACGGCACCGGGAAAUACACCAAGCGCCUCACUGGGGUGUUGGCCACUUCCCCAGGAUGCUUUCGGCAUCACCAACGUCGGGAUCAAAUUACGUGCAAGAUUGUAUCUCGACGGUGUCAAUCGAGUGCUCUUACUGCCACUCAAUUGUACAACAUCUGUUUCAGGGCCUGA